Molecule: messenger RNA, 702 nt
Organism: Angiostrongylus costaricensis
Lineage: Eukaryota; Metazoa; Nematoda; Chromadorea; Rhabditida; Metastrongylidae
Source: the annotation of a GenBank genome assembly
AUGGUCCUUCUUGGUACCAACGUCGACGCUGCGGCUCCAACACCUUGCGAAUUGAAACUCGAGUCGGGACGUUGUAUUCGCUACGUGGCGCCAAAAGACGCUAACCAUCGAAAAGAGCUGUGCAGUCCUCUUGAUCAAAUGGUAUGUUGGGAGGGUGUGAAUUCGAUGUGUUGGGUGUUGGACUGCAUUAUUGAAGAGGACAAAGAAACAGAUUUUUUUGAAGGCAAGAACGUGCUUGAGAUUGGAUUUGCUACUGGCAUUCUGUCUGUCUUUGCAUACGAGAAUGGUGCCAAUGAAGUUGCUCUGCACAGUCCAUCCAAAUCUUCACUGGAUUUGUACUGUAUACCAACAAUUCGCAGGAAUGCGAUUCCUGACAAUAAGUGCAAGUUCUCCAGUGGUGACUUAAGUCAGAUGCGUAAGUCUAUUGGUGGAAAAAAGUUCGAUGUGAUCCUUGCCGCAGAACUUCUCAAUCGUGGUGAAGAAGAGUUCGAUAUGGUGCUCCAAAUUCUCGACGAAGCUCUCAGCCACGACGGCAUUUGCUUCCUCUCCAGCCCUACACAUUAUUUCACCGUGAACAGUAAUCUGACCACUUUCAUCGAAAGGGUGAAGAUACAAAGGAAGUUUGAUGUUAUCGAGCGAUGGAGCUCCCCUCGUACCGAUGUUGUGCAGAGUAAGGUAAGAGUUAAGUCUACUGUUCUCUAG